GCAUCAGGGACUUCGGUGCGGCCUGGAAGGAAGCUGUGCAGGGUUUGGUGUGUGACGAUGGCUGCACCGGUGACUUUUGCCCCAAGUGUGCUGAAGAUAAGAAACGCAUCUUUGAGGCCGACUGCAGCAUCAUCAGAAAUCCAAGUGGCCCCUUUGCUGCCUGCCUCAGUGUCAUUAAUCCUGAGUCCUAUUUCAGAGAUUGUGUUUAUGACGUUUGCAUGGGUGAGGGAGACCGCAACAUGCUCUGCCACAGCAUUGCUGCAUAUGUGUCUGACUGCCAGGACUUUGGAGUUGCCAUUAAAGACUGGAGGACCCCAACCUUCUGUCCCUUGUCAUGCCCUGCCAACAGCCACUAUCAAAUCUGUGCCCAGACCUGUGACGCACCCUGUCCUGGCCUCACAAGUAUCGUCAGCUGCCCCGUUACCUGUGCAGAGGGAUGUGCCUGUGACUCUGAUUCUUACUUCAACGGGACAGGCUGCAUUAAAUGGGAUGAGUGCGGCUGCUACUACGACGGACGAACCUACAAGGUGAGAUGAUGACGUGCUUACUGCAAAGGGGCUGUGUUAAUCAUCUCGUUGAUCAUCUCAACACUGGACUAGAUGAACACAUACUCAGGUGAUCACUCUCUCUCCCUCAGAUUGGCGAGUCUUCGAUCAACGAGGACUGCAGUGAGCGCUACACCUGUCUGCCCUCUGGCACGAUGAAGCGAGAACAUGUCCACUGCAACAGCGAUGAAGUCUGCAAGGUGAAGGACGGUGUCCGCAAGUGCUACCCCAAAGUCCAUCAGUGCUCAGUCGCAGCCAGUGGAGACCUCACCAUGUUUGGUGGGAAGGGGGGCACCAUUGAUGUAAUGGGGGCUUUUGAGAUUGUGAAAGUGUGUGAUGGAGCUCUGGUGGAGGAGUGGUUCCGUGUGGUGGUGCAGCUUGAGGAAUGUGGGCACAAUGGCCUCAAACGAGUUGCGGCAGUCGACAUCUUCUUUGAGGACCUGGUCAUCAUCAUAAACAGCAAGCAUGAGACCUGGGUGACUACUAUUUGUCUGUUGAUCUAUGAAAUAAUUAAGCUUCAAAAUGCUUGUUUUUUUUCCCUCAGUGCCAACACACCCAUGUUUUAAGCUUUUUUUUUA
Molecule: messenger RNA, 1123 nt
Organism: Clupea harengus (Atlantic herring)
Lineage: Eukaryota; Metazoa; Chordata; Actinopteri; Clupeiformes; Clupeidae
Product: IgGFc-binding protein-like
Exons: 2
Coding region: 219-536 (105 amino acids)
Cellular component (GO): extracellular matrix
Source: RefSeq, a predicted model, not a curated record